AUGCCUGCUCGAACCUCUACGCGUCAGGCCGCCCAGAAGGCGAAGGAGGCUAUCACUUCUUCAAUUGACCCCUCGGACCGGGUAACCCCUGGAUCGAAACGCAAGGCUUCCAGUGAAAAGAAUUCUAAAACCAAGAAAGAGAAGAUCGAAAAAACCAAUCGAGAGGCCCCGACUGAAGAUGGUUCUCAACCUAAGACAGAGACGAUUGAUGAGGGCCAACGGGAGGCAAAGCCUGUCGACGUCACACCCAGUCAAGUCGAUGAAGCCCCUGAGACGAAGGCUACACUUAUUCCGGGGACUCCGACUACUGUUGAUAAGCAGCCUGAGGUGAAGCACGCAGUUGUCCAAGAAGCUGCGAUUCACAGCGACCAGGAAACAGGGAUAAAAGAGGAAUCAAAGCCUGAGACAGUUCCCGGAACUCACAAUCCAGCCGCCGAGACCACAAAGCCUGAAGCCGAUACAGAGUUGGGGGUCCACAAAUCUGAAGAGAGAGAACAUGCCGUGUCGUCAAAUAUCCUGGAAAAGGGAAUAAUCUACUUCUUCUUCCGCCCAAGAGUCAACGUCGAAGAUCCUCAUGGCUUCGAAGAUGUUGCCCGAAGCUUCUUUGUGCUCCGGCCAACUCCUCUCGGUGGUGAACUAGACCACGACCCAAGACCACUUGACAAAAACGCUCGGUGUCGUCUCCUGAUGCUUCCAAAGAAGAAAUUCCCCACCAAGCCCGGCGAAAGAGAGAUGGGAUUUGUGGAGAAGGCUGAUCAGACCAUCAAAGAUCUGCAAGAAAACUUCUUCGCGGCCAAGACUUAUGAGACAGCCACUCGGGGUGAACGUACCGUUGGCGAAUCUAGACCCUAUGCCGAGGGCGUCUAUGCGAUCACGUCGACCAAGCGAGCCUCCCACCUCGCCUAUGUGCUGACAAUUCCCGCCGAGCUAGGUGACAUCCAGGAUAGUUUUGGCAUCCACCAUCAAGGUUCCUGGAUUGUUUCAUCAAAGAAUCCGAAGUAUCCUGGUCCAAGCUUUGCGCAGCUACCGAAGCAACCUGAGUAUCCCGCAUCAGUGCUGGAGAAGUUCAGAGAUCUCCGAUGGAUUCCUUUGGAACCAGAGCUCAUUGAAUAUUCCAAUGCACAGUUUUUGAUGAUUGGCGAGGCACAAGGUUCCCUGGGCAAAGCUACGACCGCCGAAGGAAACAAGGAAGCUCACGAGCAUGAGCCAGGGCAGGAAUUGAAGAGCAUGGAACAGGAAAAUGAACACCGUGUCGAGGCCCUCCAGGGUGAUCAGACUAUCUUCCAAGAUCUGGGCUUGCAUGGGAAAAAGUAUGCCACCUUGCAAACCACUUGGACCCACUAG
This is a messenger RNA of Penicillium maclennaniae, 1344 nucleotides long. RefSeq lists its product as uncharacterized. The transcript has 3 exons. Bases 1 to 1344 code for a protein of 447 amino acids. The record is from RefSeq and is a predicted model, not a curated record. NCBI's taxonomy places the organism in Eukaryota, Fungi, Ascomycota, Eurotiomycetes, Eurotiales, Aspergillaceae.